This is a messenger RNA of Benincasa hispida (wax gourd), 1170 nucleotides long. The record is from RefSeq and is a predicted model, not a curated record. NCBI's taxonomy places the organism in Eukaryota, Viridiplantae, Streptophyta, Magnoliopsida, Cucurbitales, Cucurbitaceae.
AUGAUAGUCACCUACCCACCUCCACCUCCACCUCCACCUAGGUCACCUACACCACCUCCACCUAAGUCACCUACCGCACCUCUACCACCACCUGUACAGCUCAAUAUCACGACCUCCUUUAACAUCCUACAUCUCGAUUCACAGGUUAUGGUCGAGAGUAGAAAAAAAACGCGUAAGAGGAAGGCCGUUGAUAAGUACACACCUCCUAUUGAACCAAAUAAGAAAAUAACAAAAGAGAAGGAAGUUAGGGUUCAACUUCCUUUGGAUCGUCCAAAUAUUAAAUACCAUCUCCCUGGGGUACCUAUGAUGCAGUUUAAAGCGACGAUCCAAUACUCUUUGGAGCAUGAGGUUCCAGUGGCUACAUUGAAGGAAAUGGUGAACUGGAUUGCCGAUGAGAACACGGAAAACGAGGUUCAAGAAAAUGCAAUUCAUCCAUUAUCAAAAACCUUUUUCCAAGAGUUGACUGAACCAAGUUCAUGGGUUGAGUGUGACACCCUAAAUGUCAUUUUUGAGUUCAUGAAAGAAAAAUUCUAUAGGCAACCAGACAUGUGUAUGGCUCGCUUCACCAUUCUGCCAAUUGGAAUAACGAGUCAUCUAAAUUCUCGAGAUGGGGUCUACAAACAUAUGAAGAAUAAGUCGACUUUGGAAGCUGCCGUAGCAUGGGUGGAUGAGACGUUACCAGAUUAUGUCAUGGGUAAAUUUGAUGUCAAGUGGUUAGAUGUGGACUUCAUAUACACGACAACAAACAUUGAUCAGCAUUGGAUGUUGGUAGCAUUCGAUUUGAAUAGAGGCCGGUUGUUCGUAUUUGAUUCACUGCCUUCCAUGACAUCGAAGAAGAAGCUGGAGUCUUUCCUUGAAUCGUUGACUUACACCCUACCUUCGCUUCUUCACUAUUGUGACCUGAAAUGUUCGAAGCCGGACAUCGAAACAUCUCAGUGGAAGAUAGCCUGACCUACUGCUACGAAUACACAACACAGGUCGUUAGAUUCUGGAAUUUUUGUUGUAAAAUUCUUAGAACAUUUAGUGACUAGUAGUGACCCAUCUGUAAUAACUCAGGAUAAGAUGACUGACUAUAGGAUGUAAUUGGCAUGUCAAUUGUGGACGAACACUCCAUAUUAUUGGCGUACAUGUAUAUUAUGUAUAUUAUUGAUGUAAUUUAGCUUUUACUAA